ACACACACACCCCCCAAAAAGCUGCAGGCGCGGUGGCUCCUGCCUGUAAUCCCAGCCCUUUGGGAGGCCUAAGGAGCAAAUCACCUGAGGUUGGGAGUUCAAGACGAGCUGACCACCAUGAAACCCUUCUCUACUAAAAAUAUAAAAAGUUAGCCGGGCGUGGUGGUGCAUGCGCCUGUAAUCCCAGCUACUUGGGAGGUUGAGGCAGGAGAAUCACUUGAACCUGGGAGGUGGAGGUUUCCAUGAGCCGAGAUCGAGCCAUUGUACUACAGCCUAGGUGACAAGAGCAAGACUCUUGUCUCAAAAAAACAAAAACAAAACAAAACUAGAAGGGCAUGCAUGUCUGUAUUACCAGUACUUCGGGAAGCCGAAGUGGGAGGAUUGUUUGAACUCAGGGGUUCGAGGCUGGGGCAAGCAAUGAUGGCGCCCCUGCACUCCAGCCUGGGGGGCAGGGCAAGACUUGGUCUCAAAAGAAAAAAAAUGCCAGACGGAGUGGCUCACACAUACAAUCCCAGCACUUUGGGAGACCAAGGCUGGGGAAUCGUUGGAACCCAGGAGUUUCAGACCAGUCCCGGCAACAGUCUCUACAAAAAAAAAAAAAGAGAGAGAGAGAGAGCGAGAAAGAGAAGAAAGAAAAAGGAAGGAAGGAAAGAAAAAGAAAGAAGAAAUAUAAAGCUUAGCUGGGCUUGGUGGUGUGCGCUUGUGGUCCCAGCUACUUAUGAGGCUGAGGCGGGAGGAUCACAUGAGCCCACGAAGUCGAAGCUGCAGUGAGUUCCGAUUGUGCCACUGUACUCCAGCCUGGGCAACAGAGCGAGACUCUACCACAGAGCUAAUGGCGCUUCAUAAUUGUGAGCCCAAGGAAGCUGCUGGGGUCGCGGGGCGGGAAACCGCCAGCGGGCUGGAGUCCAGGCAGCCUUCUCUGGCACACAGUGAAGAAGGCGCCGGAACUACAGCCAACGCCGCGGCGCCAUUUCGGCCGCCAUAGCUGGGCGCACGGAAGCUCACAGAAGACAAACUCCCAUGCGCGUUUUCGAUUUCUGUGCUUUCCUCGAGCGAGGCAAGACUAGCAGAGACCCAACGUAGAGCGCGGCUAGGGUUCGACCCGUCUCUCCCUGCCGGGAGCAGCUUCAUGCGGACCGAGCCGCUGCGCGGGGCGUCCCCUCUGCUGGUGCCCGGCGACCCCUACUCCGUGGUGGUUCUGCUGCAGGGCUACGCGGAGCCUGAGGGAGUGGACGACGCCGUGCGCGCCAACGGCUCCGUGACCCUUGUCCUGCCCCAGACCUGGGGUCCGGCAUCCAGCCACGGAGAGUCCCCGCGCGGGGUGGGCGGCGCGGAGGCCGCCCUGGAGGAGGCGGCCCGUGGCCCCAUCCUGGUGGACACCGGGGGCCCCUGGGCUCGGGAGGCGCUACUGGGGGCGCUGGCGGGGCAGGGCGUGGCCCCUGGAGACGUGACGCUGGUGGUGGGGACCCACGGGCACUCGGAUCACAUCGGGAAUUUGGGGCUGUUCCCAGGCGCUGCUCUGCUGGUCUCGCACGACUUCUGUCUCCCCGGAGGCCGCUACCUGCCCCAUGGGCUGGGUGAGGGGCGGCCCUUGAGCCUGGGCCCGGGGCUCGAGGUGUGGGCCACGCCGGGCCACGGGGGCCAGCGCGAUGUGAGCGUUGUGGUGGCUGGCACGGCUCUGGGCACCGUAGUGGUGGCGGGCGAUGUGUUUGAGCGAGAUGGGGACGAGGAUUCGUGGCAGGCGCUGAGUGAAGACCCCGCAGCCCAGGAGCGGACCCGGAAGAGGGUCCUGGUCGCUGCCGACGUGGUCGUACCUGGUCACGGGCCCCCCUUUCGAGUGCUCAGGGAAGGCUCGCAGCCCGAGACUGAGGGUGAAGGGAACAGCCAGCAGGAGCCAGUGGUCGGAGACGAGGAGCCCUCUCUGCACUGAUCAGCCCCGAGAGAGACUGGUUUCUUGACAGGGAAGCCCUUCAGCGAGGAGCUGCUGAAGACAGAGCACGCAUCGGCCAGUCAGAGCAGUCAAGGGUGGAAGCUUUCAGCCCUUCCAAGAGGCCAGGUUUCUAGUGAGGACAGAGUGCACUUGACACUGCCAUCACGGCGUCAGAGACGUUGCCUGUCUCUGCAACCAAACUAAGAUCAAAGGACGGGCUCAGCUCCUGUGCAUCCUCCCUGGGCCUCAGUAAAAUGGGAAAGGGUUCGUCCGAGGGGCCCAAAAUAAAAAUGGAAACUGCAUUGAAAA
This is a messenger RNA of Callithrix jacchus (white-tufted-ear marmoset), 2239 nucleotides long. It is a transcript of the gene MBLAC1, whose product is annotated as metallo-beta-lactamase domain containing 1. NCBI's taxonomy places the organism in Eukaryota, Metazoa, Chordata, Mammalia, Primates, Cebidae. The record is from RefSeq and is a predicted model, not a curated record.